AGAGUUUGUCAAAUGACAUUAGGGGUACUGUUUACAACUUUUCCAACAAGUAACUGCAGUACAAUUUAUUAACCUUUAAUCAGUGACAGACAAUGAUCCUUAGAGGCUCUAAUAACGUGGUGUUUUUAAACAGUCUGGGGAGCAUAAAUAAAAACGUCGCUCAGUCCUUGGACUUCAGAAAAACUACACAGAGGAGAACUAAGGCAAAACCAUGCAUCGCUUCCCUGGGGCAGUAUUUGAGUCCUGUUAUCACAAGCGCUCCGCAACCUUUGAAUGUCCUCCGCCGUCACUGUCUUCGCUUGAUUUUCUGGCCAGUCUACAAGCUUGCUGUGUCGAGUGAGUUCACACCGCCUUGGCCUGUGUCCUCUGGCAUAUCCAAAAUGCUGUCUCUCUGCGGUAUGGGGAAAGUGCAUUUAAAUUACUCAUUUGGAAACCGUAUACGUACUCUACACUGCAAAAGAUUUCUCAGCUCAGACAAGGACACUGCCAUAUUGUGGAGACGCACUCGUUUAUUGGUCCGAGAACUGAGCACAUCCAUCAAAGCUCUUCAGCUCGACCUAAGACGGUCAGACAUGGCCAAGUCCAGCAGUAGGAAGUUCUUCUUCGACACACAUGCCAUUGUCCGCCUCUUGGAACAAAGCGGGUUCACCACCCAACAGGCUGAGGUUGUUGUUGCGGUGAUGGUCAAAACGACCAACAGUAACAUGGACGUCCUUUACAAUGACAUGGUGACAAAGACGCAGCAAGAGAUCAUGUUGCAGAAGGUGAUGUCAGAGAUAGCGGCAGUAAAGAAAGACAUGAUCAUUCUGGAGAAAAGCGAGUUCUCCACAUUACUGGCAGAGAACGAGAAAAUUAAGGUAGAACUGAUGCAGCUGAAGAUGCAGCUGGUGGACGUUAUGAACAAAGUUCGCUCUGAGAGCAUCCUGGACAUGAACAUGGAGAAGAGCAGAGUGAGGGAGAUGAAAGCAGAUCAUGAAAGGAAGCUUCUAGAAGCCAAAAAUGAGAUGAUGGAGAUGAAUGCCGAGCAGGAACGGCAUGUGACACAGACGAACGUUCGAAUUGACACAGAGGUGGCGGGCCUGAAAACCAUGCUGGAAUCACACAAACUGGACACAAUUAAAUACUUAGCAGGUUCAGUUUUCACCUGUCUGACCGUUGUCCUGGGAUUCUACCGAAUUUGGAUGUGAUGUUCGAAUGGAAACCCCUCAAAGCGUCUCUGCCUUUUCAGGAUAUCUAAUCAUCCUCCUCAUCCUUAUGCCUUAUAGAGACCAUAAUAGAUUUUAACAAAGGAUCACUCUAGGCUGGCUACAUGAAGGUGAAUCGCUGUAGCCGUGGUAACGUGAAUGUGGAAAACCGACAGUAUUGUCCC
This is a messenger RNA of Chanos chanos (milkfish), 1369 nucleotides long. It is a transcript of the gene mcur1, whose product is annotated as mitochondrial calcium uniporter regulator 1. Gene Ontology annotation, cellular component: mitochondrial inner membrane; mitochondrion. The coding region runs from base 93 to 1187 and encodes 364 amino acids. The record is from RefSeq and is a predicted model, not a curated record. Gene Ontology annotation, biological process: positive regulation of mitochondrial calcium ion concentration; calcium import into the mitochondrion. The transcript is spliced from 9 exons. Lineage: Eukaryota; Metazoa; Chordata; Actinopteri; Gonorynchiformes; Chanidae.